Molecule: messenger RNA, 1690 nt
Organism: Pollicipes pollicipes
Lineage: Eukaryota; Metazoa; Arthropoda; Thecostraca; Pollicipedomorpha; Pollicipedidae
Product: protein Wnt-5b
Exons: 8
Coding region: 149-1234 (361 amino acids)
Biological process (GO): neuron differentiation; cell fate commitment; multicellular organism development
Cellular component (GO): extracellular region
Molecular function (GO): frizzled binding; cytokine activity
Source: RefSeq, a predicted model, not a curated record
AGUACAGCGGUGCCGACGGCAGCGGUGAGACGCGCGCCAGAGCGAGCGAGCAGCGACGGACGGCGCAUAGUGAGCGGGUCGCGGCGGUGGGCGACGGUGGCGGCCGCGUCGGCGGAGAUGUAGGCACAUCUGAGCGCGCAGCAGACCGAUGGAGCGCGUGCGACUGUUCGCCGCCUGCGCGGGGCUCCUGUUCUCCUGCUGCUACGCCAACUAUGGGUCGUGGAUGAACCUGGGCAUGCAGGGCCUGGACGUGUGGAGGAACCCGCAGAUCUACGUGGUCGGCACGUCACCGUUGUGCGGCAGAAUAUCGGGUCUCAGCCCUGGACAGAGAAAGCUCUGUCAGUUGCGACAGGACCACAUGGGGAGCGUGGGCCGCGGCGCCCGGGCAGGCAUCGCCGAGUGCCAGCACCAGUUCCGCAACAGCCGCUGGAACUGCUCCACCGUCGACGACUCGUCCGUGUUCGGACCCGUCCUGCAGAUCCCGUCCCGGGAGGCGGCGUUCGCGCACUCGAUCGCGGCCGCCGGUGUGGUGAUGUCGGUGUCGCGCGCCUGUCGGGAUGGUCAGCUGGCCUCCUGCGGCUGUUCCCGGUCAGCACGACCGGCUGACCUCGACCCCGAGUGGACCUGGGGCGGCUGCGGCGACAACAUCCAGUACGGCUACAGAUUCGCCAAGGCCUUUGUAGACGUCAGGGAGAAAGAGCGAAAACGCAAGAAGGGGUCUGUCAAGCACGGAAGAUCCGUGAUGAACCUACACAACAACGAGGCUGGACGAAGGUCGGUGAUCAAUCUGACCAAGGUCAACUGCAAGUGUCACGGCGUGUCGGGGUCGUGCUCGACCGUGACCUGCUGGCAGCGACUCCCAGCCUUCAGGGAAGUCGGUGACCUGCUCAAGGACAAAUACGACGGCGCCACGGAGGUGCAGGUGACGCGGCGCGGCCGCCUGCGCGUGCGGUACCGCGGCUACAAGCGACCCACCGCCAACGACCUGGUCUACAUCCAGGAGAGUCCCGACUACUGUCGCAAGAACACCACCGUCGGCUCGUCAGGCACAACGGGUCGUGCCUGCGACCGCACAUCCCCCGGCACCGACGGCUGCGGCCUGCUCUGCUGCGGCCGCGGCUACAACACGCAGCACACCACCGUCAGCGAACGCUGCAGCUGCAAGUUCAUCUGGUGCUGCAAGGUGCAGUGCAAAACGUGCGUGCGCCGGCGCGUGCUGCACACGUGCAAGUGAGCGGCGGCGCGCCGCGGACGGUGGCGGUCACUGAUCACGUCGCGCGCCGCGCAGUGAACGCGGCGCGACUCUCAGCGCGGUGGACAGCGGCGCUGCAGCGAACUGCGAUCGUGGUGUAAACGGUGAUCAGAGGUGACGCGGAUCGAGCCAAAAACUGCUGACACGAUUGGUUUCGCCUUUGUUGACCAAUAACCGAGGAUUCCCGUGUAGAGUGGAGCCAGUGCGACAAUUCAUGCGGCGCGUGGAGAUACCGUAUAUUCACCUUGAGUACUAAAGACCAAUUAGAGAAUGCCGUGAGCUGUUCAUAGGCCCAUCGCGUUGCGUGCUUUAUGAAGUGUAAAUAUUGGCGUGUGAGCGCAAACACUCGACGUAUGAACUAGGAGCGAUUGUCAGUAAUAUUAAUUGUGUAAAUGUCGUGCAGGUGUGUCAAUACAUGGAGCGAAACGGCUGUACUAA